Penicillium odoratum is the source of this 537-nucleotide messenger RNA. RefSeq names its product acireductone dioxygenase (Ni2+-requiring). The transcript is spliced from 3 exons. The coding region runs from base 1 to 537 and encodes 178 amino acids. Lineage: Eukaryota; Fungi; Ascomycota; Eurotiomycetes; Eurotiales; Aspergillaceae. The record is from RefSeq and is a predicted model, not a curated record. Gene Ontology annotation, molecular function: acireductone dioxygenase [iron(II)-requiring] activity.
AUGAAGGCAUACUGGUACGAUAACAAGCCGGGUGACCAGCGCGAGCCCCACGAUUCCGGCCGUGCUGUCUCUGAGGAUAUCCUUGCCAAACUGGGAGUCAUUUACAGACACUGCCCCACGAUUGAGCACGUUGAUGCCAUUGCGGCCGAUCGUGGCUACAAGAACCGUGACCAGAUUUGCGUCUCGCCGCAGACUAUGGGCGAUGUUUACGAGGAGAAGGUCAAGUCUUUCUUCUCGGAGCAUCUGCACGAGGAUGAAGAGAUUCGCUACAUUCUUGACGGCGAGGGAUACUUUGAUGUCCGCGGUCAGGAAGAUGAGUGGAUCCGGAUCGACUUGGUCAAGGACGAUAUGAUUAUUCUACCUGCUGGUAUCUAUCAUCGUUUCACGACCAACGAACAGAACUAUGUCAAGGCUAUGCGUCUGUUCCAGGAAGAACCUAAAUGGACACCGCUUAACCGUGGCGCUGAGGUUGAUGUGAACCCUUACCGCAAGACAUACACAGGCACUUUCCUGCAGCCGACUGCCGCCGCAAACUAA